AGUCUGUCAACAGGCCAGGGCAGGAAGUGUCGAUGGUGGUAAAAUAUAAAUGUUCUGAUACUUCUGACGAGAGCAUCCACGUUAAGACGCCGAAAAAGGAGAUGACGCAAAACCACAGACCGGAAGUACAGAGUUAUAACUCCAAUAUGGUGACAAAUGAAAUAGAUUGUAUGGAUCGAGAGCUGCUGUCUCUGAAGGAAACCAUGAAUAAGCAAAGUGUGCGCUGUCAUAUGUUGCAAGUAGACCUGGCCACACUCUUCAGUCCUGACAAGCAAGCAGUACUUCGAGCAACAAAAGAGGAUUGCAUUAAGUGUUCAGAAACCCUGCAGACACAUGAAAAUGACCAACUUUCAUCCAUGAUGGAGGCCCAAUGAUAACUCUAGUCAACAUAUCAUCACAUUGUUGUUUUUAAAGGAAAUGAUUUUCUAAAGCCUGAUGUAGUGAAUUAUGUUGUAUAUUAAUUAUUUAUAUCACAUUUUAAUGGUGUUUGUUGAUCAGUAAACAAGGAAGAAUUGCAAUAAAGUUCAAUAUGCAUUGUGUUAUUAAAUAAAAUUCAACGUUUGACAAAUAUAUUUU
This is a messenger RNA of Mizuhopecten yessoensis (Yesso scallop), 576 nucleotides long. RefSeq lists its product as uncharacterized. The record is from RefSeq and is a predicted model, not a curated record. The transcript has 3 exons. Bases 33 to 374 code for a protein of 113 amino acids. Lineage: Eukaryota; Metazoa; Mollusca; Bivalvia; Pectinida; Pectinidae.